AUGGACGACGAAUUUGAUUCGGGAAAUCUAUUUCAGGACCCAGAAGGGUACUAUCCUGAAGAUGAGCCGCCCACAUUUGCCGAGCACUCCAUGCUAUCGGGCCAGAAAGUGCGCGUCCGUCUUGUGGGUAGCCACCCCCUCUACGGAAAUUUGCUAUGGAACGCUGGCCGAACCAGCUCUCAUUAUAUUGAGCAACACACGGAGGAUCUCAUCCGAAACAAGGAUGUCCUUGAGAUUGGUGCCGCAGCAGGCGUUCCCAGCAUCGUGAGCGCCAUCCAGGGCGCCCGGACAGUGGUAUUGACCGAUUAUCCGGAUCCGGAUCUAGUUGAAAACAUGAAGUACAACGCAGAUUUGUCGGCCAGUGCCAUUCCCGCGAGAGAAGACGGAAAGCCCCGCCUCCACGUCGAUGGCUACAAAUGGGGCAGCGAUGUGAGCCCGCUGCGGGCGUAUCUCCCCCCUGCUGCCGAUGGCUCUCCAUCCUUGUUUGACGUCUUGAUCAUGGCGGAUGUGGUAUACAGCCACCGCGAGCACCCGAAUCUGAUCAAAACCAUGCAGCAGACCAUGAAGAAGGACCCGAAGUCUGUUGCUCUGGUUAUUUUCACCCCCUACCAGCCCUGGCUGUUGUCUAAGACCGAGCAGUUCUUCCCGUUAGCCGAGGCGAGCGGCUUCACUGUCAAAAAGAUCUUUGAGAAGGUGGUGGAUGCGGUGCUGUUCGAGAAUGACCCUGGCGAUGAAAGGCUCCGAAGAACCGUGUUCGGAUAUGAAAUCCGAUGGGCGCAGGAUCAAUUGGAGGAUUCAUCCAAAGCUGUUUAA
Molecule: messenger RNA, 813 nt
Organism: Penicillium egyptiacum
Lineage: Eukaryota; Fungi; Ascomycota; Eurotiomycetes; Eurotiales; Aspergillaceae
Source: the annotation of a GenBank genome assembly